Zychaea mexicana is the source of this 1233-nucleotide messenger RNA. RefSeq names its product threonyl-tRNA synthetase. NCBI's taxonomy places the organism in Eukaryota, Fungi, Mucoromycota, Mucoromycetes, Mucorales, Lichtheimiaceae. Bases 1 to 1233 code for a protein of 410 amino acids. Gene Ontology annotation, biological process: threonyl-tRNA aminoacylation. Gene Ontology annotation, cellular component: mitochondrion; cytoplasm. Gene Ontology annotation, molecular function: threonine-tRNA ligase activity; ATP binding. The record is from RefSeq and is a predicted model, not a curated record. The transcript is spliced from 2 exons.
AUGAUCCACCCCUGUAGUCCAGGAUCCAUAUUUAUGCUCCCACACGGUACCCGCAUUGUCCGAAAACUGCAAGACUUCUUGCGCGACGAAUAUACACGUUAUGGCUACGAAGAGGUCAUGACGCCGAUUAUUUACAAGAAAGACCUGUGGGAGACAAGUGGCCACUGGCAAAACUAUAAAGAGGAUAUGUUUAUGGUACACAGCGGACGCGAGUCAGCAGAAGAAGCGGGCGAGGACGACAGUUUAUAUGGCUUGAAGCCCAUGAAUUGCCCUGGUCAUUGUUUAAUCUUUGACAGCACCCCCAAAUCGUACCGAGAUUUGCCAAUCCGAUUGGCUGACUUCAGUCCUUUGCACAGAAAUGAAGCAUCUGGAGCACUUUCAGGUUUGACACGCGUACGGCGCUUUCAUCAAGAUGAUGCCCAUAUCUUCUGCGCUGAGAAUCAGAUCUCACCCGAGAUUGCAGCAUGUCUAUCGUUUGUGGACCGUGUCUACACCGCAUUCAAGUUCCCCCACUAUGAGUUGACGCUGUCAACUCGUCCCGAGGCUAACUAUAUCGGCAGUGUCGAGGAAUGGGACCACGCAGAAGACUCAUUAAAAGAAGCACUCAGCGGUACGGGACGACCUUGGUCUGUCAAAGAAGGAGACGGUGCUUUCUAUGGACCUAAGAUAGAUAUUAUGGUCAAGGACUCGAGCGGUCGGUCACAUCAAACAGCAACAAUUCAAUUGGAUUUUCAACUGCCACGACGUUUCGGAUUAAAAUAUGUUGACGAAAACGACCAACCACGCACGCCUGUCAUCGUCCACCGUGCUAUCCUGGGAUCGAUUGAACGAAUGAUGGCUAUUCUAAUUGAGCAUACUGGCGGAAAGUGGCCUUUCUGGUUGAGCCCGCGACAAGGAGUUGUGAUACCCGUGGCAACACAGUUUGCAGACUAUGCAGAAAAGGUUGCCAAGGAACUGUCACAGGGUAGCAACAACAGCAAUGCUGCGGGGGAUAGCAGCACAUCAGCGCCAGGACAGUAUUAUGUGGAUGUGGAUCGGUCACCUCGAGACAGACUCAACAAGAUGAUCCGACAGGCACAGCUAGAGCGAUAUAACUUUAUCUUUGUGGUUGGCCAAAAGGAAGUGGAUGCCGGUACAGUCAAUGUGCGCACCCGGAGUGGCAAGAUUCUGGGAAGCAUGCCAGUGGAAGAAGUGCGAAGCAUGUUUGCUGAGCUUACUGAAAAAUUAGAAUAA